Molecule: messenger RNA, 810 nt
Organism: Prunus armeniaca (apricot)
Lineage: Eukaryota; Viridiplantae; Streptophyta; Magnoliopsida; Rosales; Rosaceae
Source: the annotation of a GenBank genome assembly
AUGGCUUCGCUCGUCGAAUCUGGCUGGAGGUAUCUGAUCACAAAUUUCAACGACUUUCAACUGGCAUGUCUAGGAAGUUUCUUUCUCCAUGAGAGUGUUUUCUUUUUAUCUGGACUCCCUUUUAUAUUUCUUGAGAGGGCAGGAUGGCUGAGCAAGUACAAGAUUCAGACAAAAAAUAACAGCCCUGCAGCUCAGGAGAAAUGUAUUACUCGCCUACUGCUGUAUCAUUUUUGUGUCAAUCUGCCAGUUAUGAUCAUUUCCUAUCCUGUCUUCAAAUUCAUGGGCAUGCGGAGUAGUCUUCCAUUGCCGUCCUGGAAAGUUGUUUCAACACAGAUCAUUUUCUACUUCAUCUUAGAGGAUUUUGUAUUCUAUUGGGGACAUAGGGUUCUGCAUACAAAAUGGUUGUAUAAGCAUGUGCACAGUGUCCAUCAUGAAUAUGCUACGCCUUUUGGACUGACCUCUGAAUAUGCUCACCCGGCAGAGAUAUUGUUCCUUGGUUUUGCCACCAUUAUUGGUCCUGCCAUCACUGGGCCCCAUCUGAUCACUCUCUGGUUAUGGAUGGUACUUAGAGUGCUCGAGACAGUCGAGGCACAUUGUGGUUACCAUUUCCCGUGGAGCCUCUCAAACUUCUUACCUGUGUAUGGAGGUGCUGAUUUUCAUGACUAUCAUCACCGUUUGCUUUAUACCAAGUCUGGCAACUAUUCAUCAACUUUUGUUUACAUGGACAGGAUCUUCGGAACCGAUACCGGUUACAGAAAGUUGAAGGCACUGAAGAAAACUGGAGUUGAAGACGACGGCAAGGAAAUGUGA